GGAAUCAGAUAAGUUUCGUGGCGCACGCAAACAAAGAGACAAAACAAAGCAAAACAGAAGAGGGAGAAGAAACUGAGGGUUUCCAGUGACUUUUGCUUCACCUCACUAUUAAGCUUGGGGUUGGAGGGAAGCACCCAGAUUCCAUUUCCCAGCGUGCUUGUAGUUGUAGAUAUAUAGGAUUGGUAAAACUGUAAUUGAAGAGGUUGAAGGAAGGUACUCUAAUGGGGGGUAUAUUGAGCUUGAACCAUUCCAAGGCUAGGGUCGGUGAACCGUCUCAAGAUUUACGUAGUGCAUCUUGCAAGAGACCGAGGUUGUCCCCAAGCUUUUAUGACGAAAACCCGAGAUUGAUUCCCUGUCUUCCUGACGAGAUAUCUAUUCAGAUUCUUGCUAGAAUUCCUAGGAUCCACUAUAUGAAGCUCAAGUCUGUUUCGAGGACCUGGAAAGCCACCGUUACAAGUGCUGAACUCUUCUCUUUGAGAAAAGAGCUAGGAACAAAGGAGGAAUGGCUCUACAUGUUAACAAAGGUCCAAAAUGAUAAGCUCAUAUGGUAUGCACUUGAUCCUAUGGCCGGAAGAUGGCAAAGGUUGCCACCUAUGCCUAAUGUUACUCUGGAAGAUGAAUCUAGGAAAGGUUUAACUGGCCAGAGAAUGUGGAAUAUGGCAGGCUCCAGUAUCAGAAUUGCGGAUGCCGUCAUGGGUUGGCUUGGGAGGAAGGAUUCACUGGAUCGAAUGCCUUUUUGUGGUUGCUCUAUUGGGGCUAUUGAUGGCUGCCUCUAUGUGCUAGGGGGAUUUUCCAAGGCUUCGGCCCUGAGAUGCACAUGGCGGUACAAUCCAGUUAAAAAUACUUGGAGUGAAUCAAGUCCAAUGUCAAUUGGUAGAGCUUAUUGUAAGACCGGCAUCUUAAACAAUAAGCUUUAUGUUGUUGGAGGUGUUACAAGGGGUCAUGGUGGAUUGACCCCUCUUCAAUCAGCUGAAGUAUUUGAUCCAAAAACAGGUGUGUGGUCUCAAGUACCAAGCAUGCCUUUUAUGAAAGCUCAGGUGUUACCAACUGCAUUUUUGGCUGAUCUGCUGAAGCCUAUUGCUACUGGAAUGACUUCAUACAGGGGAAGGUUGUUUGUUCCCCAGAGUUUGUACUGCUGGCCAUUUUUUGUUGAUGUUGGAGGAGAGGUUUAUGAUCCAGAGGCAAAUUCAUGGGUUGAAAUGCCAAUUGGUAUGGGCGAGGGUUGGCCUGCGAGGCAGGCAGGGACGAAAAUGAGUGUCACAGUUGAUGGUGAAUUGUAUGCACUGGAUCCUUCUAGUUCUCUUGACAGUGCAAAGAUCAAGGUAUACGAUUACCAAGCUGAUGCCUGGAAGGUUGUUGCAGAAGAUGUUCCAAUUCGUGACUUCACUGAAUCAGAGUCUCCCUAUUUGCUUGCUGGAUUGCUGGGGAAGCUUCAUGUAAUCACAAAGGAUGCAAAUCACAAAAUUGCUGUUCUGCAGGCUUCGGUGCAGGACCAUUUUGCGUCAAGCUCAGUAGCUUCAUCCUCAUCACACAAUGACCCCCAUGAAGAUGUUGAACGACCAGCAGAAUCAGAACGAGAUCUCUGGAAAGUAAUUGCCACAAGAAGUGCACGGGCUGCUGACCUGGUUAGUUGUCUAGUCCUUGAUGUUUGAUGUUUUGGAUUCCCUUAAGAUUUUGAAUAUGGCUCAAGACUUGAAAAAUGUUUCGGUUGAUGUAAUCACUGUAAGCUAUCUUACUCUUUUGUUCUGUCGAAGUUUGAAACUAGUAUCAGUGCAUUGUGAUAGCUCUUUACUGAUGUAAUCAUUCUAUAUUUGACCGUUGUGUUCAAAAUUAUAAAGGUUCAGGGUAUAGUGUAUAUAAGACCUGCUGUCUCAAGCUAUUUUCUUUCCCGUUCAAUGAAUUUGUUUUGACUUAA
This is a messenger RNA of Malus domestica (apple), 1915 nucleotides long. RefSeq names its product F-box/kelch-repeat protein At1g22040-like. NCBI's taxonomy places the organism in Eukaryota, Viridiplantae, Streptophyta, Magnoliopsida, Rosales, Rosaceae. The record is from RefSeq and is a predicted model, not a curated record. Gene Ontology annotation, molecular function: protein binding.